AAAACAUGACUCGUCCCGUGUCGUUCACUCAAGCCACCCUCUCACCUGACCCGUUGUGCGCAUGCGCCGAUUGUGUGUGUUGGUGUGGGUGUGUGUGGGGUGGACAGGCGCCCUGCAACCCUCCAACAGCCCUUCGGCGUCAGAAAAGUCCCCCGCCCUUAGUACCAGUGUAGCUUUUCCGACGGACACCUAACGCCGGCUGGCUUGGCCUAUUUCCUUCCAUAGCGGUGAGUGACUGAAAUCUCUGAACGGACACAUCGCUUGAAGUACUCUCGCCACGAGCCCGCAAAUCAGACCAUUGCAACUAUGUAAUCUCCCAGUCGAAUCGGCCGUGCUGAAUCAUCGAAAUCGUGGCUAAGAUUCAGGUUAUUUUGAGUGUUUUGAACUGAUAUCAUACUGUGACAGUGAUAAAGAUUUGAUGCGAAACUUGAAAGGAUGAGACCGGAGAUGGACAAUCAGAAGAUGACUGGAUCAUAUCCAAUAAAAAAUUCACUUCUUUUGCUUCGUAAUAUGAAAGAACAGUUCUGUGAUUAUUCUAAUUACUAAAUACCAUAACCAUUUCCAUCAGUAAUAAUAAAGACUUUCAAGCUAGAAAUAGGUUACAUAAAUCUCAAUAUGGAAGUGAGAUUAAAAUGCUCUCAGAGGUGGCACUUUCCUAGUAACUUUCAUCCAAACAUUGUGCCAACUUUAUUUGGAAGUAUGCUUCCAUUAAUAGUUAUAUUCCUCAUUGCCAAUUCCGAUAACAUCGAUUCAGUAGCAGCAUCAGCACAAGUAUCAUGGACGCCUAUCCACUUGGACAGUAGCAGCCAAAUCGAUCUAUGGACACAGAAAGCGUCAGGGUGUCCAUGUUCAUACGCCCCCGACAAGAACGACUGCGCCUGUUGUGUCCAAGAUGGCGGCUGUCACUGCGGGGAGGAUUCUCCGCACCGCUGCGCCCAGUGUGGCCUCACCCAAUAUUGCACAUCCAUGUGCAAUAUGACGCUGGAUUCGAGAGCAUUGAUGAGCUCUUCUAAUAAGACGUUCGGGCAGAUCAAGUCGCCCGCCGAUCAGGGCCCCUUCCUCUGCUGGUACAACUUGCAGCCAGACACUGGACAGCGAGUUGAAAUUCAAAUUUAUCGUCUUGUGAGCGUCGGGAAAUUCAAUGGAACACAUUGUGAGUCGGGAUUCGUUCAAUUGGUGGAAGGCGGAGAUCCUGUGGUCGAUCCAGCUGGAACUCAGAUUUGUGGCGGAAACGAGCGGUUUUCACCGCCUGUCGUUCUGUUCGGUGACAAAGGGACUGCAACGCUCAUUUUUCAGAUAACAGAAUACACCGUGAGAUCGCAGUUCUUGGCCUAUUUCAGUUUCACCUCUGUCAACAGCACUGGAGUUGGAUUCCAGCCUAUGGGUGGCAGGAGACUGGAACACACUGAUUGCGACUGGUUGUACCAGGAUUUCCUGUGCAGAGAGCCGGGCUCCUGCAAACUUGCCAGUCCCGGAUUUCCCGGUAUCUACGCUCCAAGACGCAGAUGCCGCUAUCACGUCACCAUCAGCUCAAUGCACACUUGGGUCAGGCUCAAGUUCCUCUCUCUCUAUCUACCACACAGUCAUUGUAACCAGGACAAUGUGAAGAUUUACCAAGGUGCAACCAAUUCAAGUGCUCUUGUGGCAACACUAUGUGGCAAUAGAAAAAAGCAGGAAUUGAAUUUUCCUGGACCAAAUCUACUAAUUGAGUUUUCAUCUGGCCCAGCAGUGCCUCCUUUCGACUACAAUGGGUUUAUGGCUAGCCUGGAAUUCUGGCACAAGCCAGUCAGCACAGAGGCCCCCACCACCACUCAGAGGGUGACUGAGCAGAGUGUCCUGAGUAAGUCAUUGGAUGCAAAAGGAAACAAUGCGGUGCAAUCAACGGCUCGGCCAGCUUGUGAACUGGUGUUCAAUGGCAAUGAGAGCAGAUCUGGGCAUUUCGAUAGUCGCAAAGAGUCCUGGCAUCAGAAUUGUAGCUUCGUAUUUAUUGGAAAGCCAUCCGACGUCGUGCAUGUUUCUCUUUUCAACUACAAGCUGAAGUCACCAUCAUGCCAAUCCACAAUUGAAAUCUAUGAUGGCUUACAGAGUGAAGGUCGCAAACCUACCAAGAAGAUUUGUAGCCCUUCAACUAAGCAUGCUCAGGAUCCGAGUGGCAAAUUCCAUGAGCAACAGUUGUUUGUUUCUUCUGGUCCAGUAUUGAAUAUCCUACUUCGUCGAAUGCCAACUCACCAAACUUCAUCUCAAUCUGAACAGGAGUUCCUGGAUGGAGCAUAUGUCUUCCACGAUGAGCAUAUUGGUGGAACAUUACAGCCGGAUGCUUUGUGCAACGUAGACUAUUUUGGAAUGAGUGCCUCAACGUAUGGAACUGUAACCAAUGCUGGAAAUCAGCAUGUAUUCUGGAAUGUAGAAGGCCCUCUCGAGUGUUCACAUAGAUUCAUUCCUGCUGCUAAUCAGAGUGUCACUGUUCAGUUGGUUUCUCUUGGUAAACUGAGGACAGAUCCGAGACAAUGCCACACGAGAUGUGGUGACUCGGCUUGCCAGUGUGAAACCGACCUGUUGCCUCUCUCGCAAAUUGAUCAUAUCAUGUUCAUGACCGACACUCAGCUAACAUUGUCUUGCAUCUGUGGAAAUUUCGAGGAGGACUGGUUGCCUGUCGGUGUACGUUCGUGGUCCCCAGUGAGAGUGGUCUACCAUCUCGCCCACUACAGCUGGACAUCAAAGGGAUUUCAAUUCAGAGCCGACUACUCAUUCACCAACGAUGCAAUGUGCGGUCAUCAAGUGCUUACUCAGCAUCUAGGAGUGAUAGAUUCAGCCGAUCUACAAAUUAGCAGUCAACUGAACUAUUUCUAUCAUCAGAGCUGUACCUGGCUGUUAGACUCAAAUGUCGAAAGACAACUCACUGUUGAACUAUCAUCCAAUCAGAAUCGACAGUGCAGUGCUUGGAAUUUGAGCAUUCAUGAAUAUUCUGAACAAAAUGAAGAUCGAACUGGAACUCAUCUCUACACAUUUUGCUCUCGAGAGAAACAUAAAAACUAUUCAUUGCCUUGGAAGCUAAAUAUAGUCGUUAUCAAGUGAGUCAGUCCUGAAUUAAUAGUGAAUGGAACUUCUAUUUUUAUU
Molecule: messenger RNA, 3117 nt
Organism: Nilaparvata lugens (brown planthopper)
Lineage: Eukaryota; Metazoa; Arthropoda; Insecta; Hemiptera; Delphacidae
Exons: 17
Coding region: 616-3075 (819 amino acids)
Cellular component (GO): plasma membrane
Source: RefSeq, a predicted model, not a curated record